Molecule: messenger RNA, 1581 nt
Organism: Daldinia vernicosa
Lineage: Eukaryota; Fungi; Ascomycota; Sordariomycetes; Xylariales; Hypoxylaceae
Product: Methylmalonate-semialdehyde dehydrogenase
Exons: 2
Coding region: 1-1581 (526 amino acids)
Biological process (GO): thymine catabolic process; L-valine catabolic process
Cellular component (GO): mitochondrion
Molecular function (GO): methylmalonate-semialdehyde dehydrogenase (acylating, NAD+) activity; malonate-semialdehyde dehydrogenase (acetylating, [NAD(P)+]) activity
Source: RefSeq, a predicted model, not a curated record
AUGGCUAAGCAGCUCCGCCCCAUGAGCGCAUUGGCCUCGACGGCUACGAGCUACCCUACGACACACGAGAAGAUAGAGAAGCCGGCGGAUACGCCCUAUUUUGUAGAUAACGAGUUCCGACCCAGCCAGACGGACAAGUUCAUCGAGUUGCACGACCCGGCUACGAAUAACCUCGUCACUCGUGUCCCGCAACUCACGAAUGCAGAGCUCCAGGCUGCUGUGGAUAGUGCCCAGCGUGCGUUCCCCGAAUGGAGGGCUAAGAGCGUGCUUGCUCGCCAGCAGAUCAUGUUCAAGUAUGUCAGCUUGAUCCGCGAGAACUGGGACCGUCUUGCUGCGAGCAUUACCCUCGAGCAAGGAAAGACAUUUGCAGAUGCUAGGGGCGACGUCCUGCGUGGUCUUCAGGUGGCGGAGGCUGCGUGCGGUGCCCCAGAAUAUCUCAAGGGCGAGGUGCUUGAGGUUGCCAAGGAUAUGGAGACGAGAUCUUACAGGGAGCCGUUAGGUGUUGUUGCUGCCAUUUGCCCUUUCAACUUCCCUGCUAUGAUCCCCUUAUGGUGUAUCCCGAUUGCGACGGUAACCGGCAACACCGUGGUCCUAAAGCCUUCCGAGAGAGAUCCCGGAGCGGCCAUGAUCUUGGUGGAGUUAGCGAAGGAAGCCGGUUUCCCCGAGGGCGUGGUUAACGUAGUCCACGGAGCUCACGAUACCGUGAACUUUCUCCUAGACGCUCCGGAGAUCAAGGCGAUCAGCUUUGUCGGCGGAAACAAGGCCGGCGAGUACAUCUUCAGCAGGGGAUCCGCCAAUGGCAAGAGAGUGCAGGCCAACCUAGGCGCCAAGAACCACGCCGCCGUCAUGCCAGACUGCAACAAGAAUCAGUUCCUCAACGCCAUCGUGGGAGCUGCCUUCGGUGCUGCCGGUCAGCGGUGCAUGGCUCUCAGCACGCUAGUUAUGGUGGGCGAGACGAAGGAGUGGCUAACCGAACUAGCGGAAAGUGCCAAGAAACUCCAAGUUAACGGCGGCUUUGAAGAGGGUGCCGACCUGGGCCCCGUCAUCACGCCGCAGAGCAAGGCAAGAAUCGAGAGCCUUAUCGCCAGCGCCGAAGAGGAGGGUGCUACGAUCCUCUUAGACGGGCGAGGCUUCAAGCCGGAGAAGUACCCGAACGGCAACUGGGUCGGUCCCACCAUCAUCACAAAUGUUACCAAAGACAUGAAGUGCUACAAGGAAGAGAUCUUCGGCCCUGUGUUGGUUUGCCUAAAUGUAGACACGCUGGACGAGGCGAUCGACCUGAUCAACCAGAACGAGUACGGCAACGGUACGGCUAUCUUCACACGCUCAGGCGCGACGGCCGAGACGUUCCGGCGUAACAUCGAAGCCGGCCAGGUCGGCAUCAACGUCCCGAUCCCGGUGCCCCUGCCUAUGUUCUCGUUUACCGGAAACAAGAAGAGUGUUGCAGGGGGUGGUGCGAAUACAUUCUACGGACGACCUGGAGUUAACUUUUACACGCAACAGAAGACGGUCACGGCGCUGUGGUCGAGCGCGGAUGUUAUUUCUAGGAAGGCGGAUGUUGCUAUGCCUACGCAUAGCUAA